Molecule: messenger RNA, 1842 nt
Organism: Pieris macdunnoughi
Lineage: Eukaryota; Metazoa; Arthropoda; Insecta; Lepidoptera; Pieridae
Source: the annotation of a GenBank genome assembly
AUGAUGUACAUUCCGCCGGUGAAGGAGUCACCGCCUCAAGACAUCGAUGAAGAAUAUCAUUGCGUGGAUAUUAUCACCGAACCCCCAGCAUUAACCCGUGUCUGUCCAUGUGCAUACAAGACAAAGCCAAUACUACCUGAGCCUACGGAGACUUAUUGCCUUCAAUUUAGAAGUAUCCCCCUUAAAACUGUUCGAUCUAGGGUUAUUACAAUUCGAAAUGUGUCAUCAAUAUCUGCGAAAAUAACAACUGCUGUCCGUAGAUGGUCACGAGUGCACAAGAAAACCAUUAACAUAGAUAAAUGGGCAAGCGAUGUUGAAGAGCCAGGAAUUGUCAUAGAAUGUGCAGCAUCACAGCGGAUCUUAUCACCAUGCGGUCAAGUAUAUAUCACCGUUAGUGUAUACGCUGAUUGCUGGGGCUUGUACCAUGACCAGGUGUUGAUAAAGAUUGAUCACUUGGACGCUUUGGUUUUGGACGUAUGGAUAGAAGUUGUAGGACCACCUUUGCACUUCCCUUUGCAAGGUCUAAACCAGGAUGAUGACACACCUGCUGUAUUGUGGAUGUCAAAAUCAGACCCGCAGCACGCGUUGCAUGUAUCGAACACCUCAAGAUGUAGUGUAAACAUACAUACGUACCUUAUCAACGAACACGAGUACCCUCAAGAUGAACUACCGUUCCGUUUAUACAUUCGAUUUUACGACGUUCUCCCACGCACUUGUCCUUGUGUCCCUGCAACAGAUUCGGGGUCAUACAUUGAAGAUUCUGAGAAGGAAAGCAGCUCAGUAUAUGUGGAAAUGGAUACGGAUAUCGAAUUGUUCCUCGCCCGGGAUUACGGCACGCAGGACCAUGCUUUUUAUACAGUCGAACCCAAAGAAUUUACAAUUGACGAAAACUCCAGCGCUGCUCCGCUUGUGACGCUGUCAAAUGAACCCGACCCACAACCAUCUUGUGGGAUUUUGAUGAGAAUACUACCAAUAGGUAAAACGCGGGGGCCUAACUGGUAUCGCCCGGAGCCUCCACCACUGAUCGUCCGUUUAAUGGCGAUUCCACGGUCGCCAAAGUUAUUAGUUCUUCCCACAAAAUUGCACAUUCAGAUCUGCGCUCUGGAUCUACCAGCGAAUGACAUACUCAGAAUAAGGAAACAUAUCCGAGUUAUGAACACCGGUUCAGGACGUCUUCAGACAUAUGCUGUUACUGAAAAGCCCUGGUGUCUCCGCAUUCCUCAAGAGCAGUGUUUUGCUAAAUGCAUAGGCUCAGGACUGGGAUCACAAACGCUUGAUUUAGUUUUAUUCCCUGGUAGUUCUACGGAGGUGGCGGUUGAAGUCGCACUAGUGACAAAAGAUAUGUGGCCGAAACCAGGAGAAGUAUAUGACUCCUAUAAGAAAGAUACAGCUGAACUAAAAUUCUUUGAUGAACAGAACAUCUUUUUAAUGUCUAUGCCUUUGCACUUGAACGUAGAAUUUCCGAAGUUACAAGUGGAGCCAAGUAAAAUCGACUUCGGUUACGUAAUGGACGGAGAUUAUAGGAAAACCUACUUCACGCUCAUGCAAACUAGUUCCACUAUAACGAUGGAAGUGGCAAUAGAAUGUUGUGGGGAUAAGGAGUACCGGAUAUGGCCGCCGAGAUUAACUCUUGCGCCUCGCACCCGAGAACGAGUCUACGUGCAAUUUAUUUCAAGAUGGCAGCUAUGGCCCGCAGAAUGCACAGUGCACAUACGUGCGCUCACCACGGCAGGCGUUUGGUGUAUGACUGUUGUGACGUUACACGCGCAGUCCACGCUCGAUCGCGCAACGCACCUACCCGCACACGACUAUACUGAUGAUUCACGCCUGUCUACGCAUUGA